UAUCACUAUGUUUUUCACAAGGCUAAUGCAACAUAGAGUGAAGACCAAGUGUGUCAUCAAGAUGUAACAUUUGAAAUGAUCCUCUUUUCUCAAACACUGAAAAUUUGGAGAAUACGACAACUCUUCCACAGAUCUUGUUUUUCAAAUGGUAUUUCCAUCAAAGAAUGCAGUAUUAGCUUUUCCCCCCCUCUCCCUCCUUUCUAAAUUUUGAGUUGGGGUAUUGCCAUGUGCCUCAUCUUUGCAGCUAUUAGGUAGAAUCUCACAAGAAGUUAUUAACAGAAAAUGCCAGGAAAAGUCAUCAUUCGGCAUCACUUCAUGCUCUUUCACUCCUCCAAACCUUCAGACAUUAUGUAUUGAUAACUGAAUUCACUUUUACACUUUUCUUUGAAACCCAACACAAUAAAAAUCUGAAUAGCUUUCAAAUGUUUGUGUAUGAAGUCCUCUUUUUUGCCCUUUGUUCAAGCGGUCUCCCUCGUAUGGCCAGGGUAUCAUGGGCAGUGUCCAUGCUGUUACUGCUGAUGCUCUGCUCUCCAGGGGGGUCUUCGGUCCCCCUCAAGCAUCUGUGUGGUUCCCACCUGGUGGACGCCCUCUACUUUGUGUGUGGAGAAAGGGGCUUUUUCUACAAUCCGAGCCGGACCCACAAGCGUGAUGUGGAACAUCUGCUCGGGUUCCUGUCUAAAAGGGCCAGACAGGACCAGCGACUGUGGAGGGCUUUGUCGGGCCGCGACGAGCCCAAAGUGAAGAGAGGGAUCGUGGAACAGUGCUGCCACAAGCCGUGCAGCAUUUACCACCUGGAGGGCUACUGCGACUGACUCGCCACUUCAGGAGCACCACUCAUAGCCUGUAAAAAGGUCCCGAAGUCAAUUUCUGGCCUGAUACUUGCUGGCUAUGUCUUAUCAACUGAAGGAAAUAAAGCUUCCUGACCCAUAACCCAAGGCUCUUCUCUGCAAAGAUGUGAAUUUGUGUU
Molecule: messenger RNA, 967 nt
Organism: Haplochromis burtoni (Burton's mouthbrooder)
Lineage: Eukaryota; Metazoa; Chordata; Actinopteri; Cichliformes; Cichlidae
Gene: insb
Product: preproinsulin b
Exons: 2
Coding region: 423-812 (129 amino acids)
Cellular component (GO): extracellular region
Molecular function (GO): hormone activity
Source: RefSeq, a predicted model, not a curated record